AUGGAGUUCUUGCUGAGCAAAGAGAGUGGAUCAUUGAAUACUGAUAUCAAACCUGAGAAAGUAGAUGACCGCCUAGUCAAUAAUAACACUGAUAUAAGUUUAUCUACCAAAACAUCGGAAGGUAUACCUACAAAUGAUCAAAUUCACAAUGAAGUACUUUCAUCGAAAGAGUUCAAUUCUAGCUCUGAGACAUGCAUUACUGAUGAAGAAGUUGCAAAUGACGCGUCAGAUGUAUUGGACCGAAAUUUUAAUUGCUCUAAUCCUGGGGAUUUAAAGAAAACGAUAGAAAAAUCAAAAGAAGAGGUAUUUUUGGAAAACGUUGCGUCUUCAGAACCUGUCUUAGAAGAUUCUGCCCGGAACUAUGUAAACUCCUCCCCAAAUAAAUCCAUUAUGAAGAGAACUAAUUCCAGCUCCCCAAGAAAGAGUGUUGUUUUCACAAGUUCAAACCCCGAGAUACACCAUUAUCCUGAUUCGGGAAAUGCCUCAGUACUAUCUGCUGACGAUAAGGUCUCCGUGCCCUAUAUGAUGAGUCACGAAUGGAACGAAUUAAAUAACAAAUCAAGCUCAGAUGGCGAAGGCUCCACCCCACCAGCGCCGCCGCCCCAUACUUCAUCUAGUUUCACAUCACUAUUAAGUUCAGGAGCCAAAGAUGACAUCGAUAUCUCGUCAUUAAAUGAUAUAAGAUUAAAACAGGGGAAAUUUAGUAACUUAUCAUUAAAUGAAAAAAUGGACAUUUACCUAUCUUCAAAAAACAAUCGAGACGAUUUGGACGAACAAUUAAGUAAUCUUCAGAAUGCUAUGAAACAUAAGGCUGAUUAUAAUAUUAAUCAUUUGUCAUUUGGCCUUCAAAAGAUGGAUGAGGAUAUUGAGAAUCCUCUUGACUCGCUUAGCAGAAACUCAGAAAUUCAAUUAAGGUCUUCAGGUUCAUCGCAAUCCUCAUUGCAAUCUUUAAAAGACACAAAUAGAACACUAGAAUCGAUCAAUCUUACAGACAAAAAUAAGGGGUUACAAGUUCAUGAUGGAGUAAAAGGCUUCUCAAACGAAUUCAUGGAAUCACUUCUUCCUACGUCCCAAGAGAAGCUUGAGGGUGGUGACACUGAGCAGUUGACAAAGAAAGAAGACAAAUCGGAAUCAUCAGAUAAUGAUAUUUUUCAUGAUUCUUUCAAUGACAACACCGAGCAGAUUAUAAUGAAUUUGUUAAAAAGUAAUAAAAUUAACGAGUCUAGUGAAGAAAUGGAUGCCGUUUCAAGAACUUCAUAUGGUGGAUCAUCAUUGGCGGAGAUAAAAGAGAAGCCUUGUGUUGUGAAUGCAUCAAAUUCACCGCGAGUUGCAAUCAAGACAGAAAUGCAUGAGAAAGGAGAAGAGAAGCAAUUAUACUCUUCAACAGAUCCAGGCAUCAAGAAAGAGUAUUGCAUAAAGUCAGCGUCUUCGAUGAACUCUGAAGUAUGUGCAAAAUAUACUAAGGAUGAAAAGCUUGAUCCAGACGCGCCUCAGACUGAUGAAAUCACAAAGUUUGAUAAUUCCAAAAGCACCGACACGGAUGAAUCCAAUUUUUCGGCGCAGUUCUCGCUUAGAUUUCAUAUGGAUAGUGAUUGGAAACUUGAGGAUAGCAACGAUGGGGACAGGGAAGAUAAUGAGGACACAACAAAUAUAUGCCAGCCGAAUGUUCAAGUUGAAAUGAUGCCACCGAAAAUGCCGAUAACAAAAUCGAAGGGAACUCCAAUGACGUCAAGUGAAUCAAUCCAAGAAUUUAUGGAUGCGUCUGACGACCUCACGAAACGUAUUUCUGAGCAAAAACUAAAAAUUGAUGAGGCAAUUGAUGCUACAAUACCGCCUUCGCCAAUUCAGGAGAUGGAAGAGGCAAGGCUUACCAGUCUGGUAGAGGAUGGUACUGAAAUAUUGGCUAAUUCGUCAAAUAUAGCGCCUCCGAAUGGAAUUGCUCUACCUCUAGUUGAAAUCAAUAAUAAUUCUUUUGAUGAUUUUACUAGACACUUAAACUCAACUUUGAAUACCUAUGAAGAAUCAUUGUCCGCCGAACAUGAUCAAGAAUCCAAGCAAGUUGAUUUUAUUACCAUAUGGCGUUCACAAAGAAAACAGAGAAGGGAUUCUCAAAAGGACCAUACCCAAAAUGUUUAUAAUUUAUCAGUCUUAGGUUCACCAUCUCAAUCCUCAUAUGUAUCGAAACUUAUACAACCCGCCAACAAAAAACUCAAAGAGGUCAAUGUCAUGUCAAGAAGAAUAAUAAGUCCGGACUUUGAGGACCUCAAUGUCAGUGGGUUUUUACCUGAAAUAUCUGAAGACUCUGGCUUUGAAGGAAAAUUUAGAAACAUUAUAGAUAGAAGCACAACCAUCAAUCUGUUUCACCUGUCCAAGCCUUCAAGUGACCGCUUAGACACUAGAAACAUAUUGGCGACUAAAGAUUCAAGCUAUUUGCAAGACGAAAACAGUCGCCAAGAGUUAAGCAAAAAGAGAAUUCCUUUGAGAGUUAAUACGAACUUCUCUAUUCAGCAACCUGCUCAGAAGCCUCAAGCAGAGACUCGUCCAUCGAAAUUUAAGGUUCCGUCUUUUGAAAUAAAAAGAACAGCUUCUCUUUUAUCUCCUAGGAACCAAUAUAACGAUAUUUUUGAGGAUUUGAUCGGCCCACCAACCAUCAAAAGUGAAGGCAUGAAAACUCUACCUAGCAUGGACAGGGAUGAUAUAAAAAGAAUCUUGAGCGCUAAGCAGGUGCUUACUCAAAAUGAAUAUUCUAAUAUCAAGUUAAAAGAUAUACGACCUCAGAAAAAUUCUAUUGUUCAACCAAACAACGAAUAUGAGGAUCUACAUUUACAUGCCUCAAUAUAUGACACCUCUACAGAUAGCUCUGUAUUAGGAGAUGGAAGAACUUCUAGAUUUGAGCUUUCAAAGGUGCAAAAUAAUCAAAUAUUAGGCGGCUUCGGUACUCUCAACGAGGAUUCUAGUAAUGCUAAUUCGAUCAUUUCGUCUCAAAAGUCAAUUCCACCCAAGGUAAUGACACAUGGCAAUCAAAGCUUCCCCGAACCUGAGUCAGAAUUUAUAGGUUCUCCGGAAAAACCUUCUACAAUUUUUAAGACUCCCCCGCUGUCGACGCUGACCGCUGAUUUAAUCGGACACUGUGACACGAAAACGAAGGAUUUAAGCCCUAUUAAUAGUCUUCCUCAAGUGGAGUUACCGCAUACCCCAAUUGGGCCAAAAAUUCCCCAAACACCAACGGGCCUGCCUCUUAGAUCUAACAAAUCUAAACCUAUAAAAAUUGGAUCUCCGUUGAAACUAGUGAAGGACGGUAAUUCCGUUACCGCCGUAGAACUUAUAAAAUCCCCUAAGAGCCAUUCCAAACAUAAUUCUUUUAGUGGUAAGGAACUUUUGAACUCGAAGCUUAGAGAAUCACAGGGAUCAGUCGACGAGAAGGAACAUAAGCAUGCCAUUAGCACCGUUUCUGUUCCUUCCAAUAUACUUAAUACUACAAAGGAGUCAAAUGACAUAGAAAAUUCAGCACCUGUCGCUCCUGGUUUAAAGGAAAGAGGAAAAUUAUUUUUAAGAGUUAUCGCAUUGAAAGGAAUUCAGUUACCAGACAUUAGACAACACAACGCCGACUUCUCGGUGACUUUAGACAAUGGCGUCCAUUGUAUAAAAACUCCCAGUUUCAAAAUGGAAACUAAUCAUGCAUUGAUUGGAAAGGAGUUCGAAAUGACUGUUGGCCAUUCUCUUCAAUUUAUAUUGACUAUGAAAUCAAACUAUGAGAGGCCAAGAGGAAAACUCGUAGAAGUGAAGGAGAGGAGAAUUGUGAAAUCAAAAAAUAAAUUGAGUAGAAUGUUCGGCUCGAAAGACAUCAUUACGACAACACGGUUUGUACCGACCCAAGCUAGCGACUCAUGGGGCUCAAAAAUUGCACAAGAUGGUUCAUUUGCGAGAUGCUAUAUUGACAUGCUGCAAUACGAGGAUCAAAUUACGGCGAAAGCAUGUAAUUUUGACAUAGCCUGCUUUAAUGAAUGGGAAACAAUCAGCAAAAAUCAAGAGAUUAAGAGGGUCAACCCCUACAGGAUUUGUAUGCUAGAAGUGAAAAUGCUAUUCAUUCCUAGAACGGACCAAAAUGAAGCAUUACCGACAAGUAUUAAAGCUGCGUAUGAUUGUAUCGACGAAUUAAAAGAAGAAGUUGGUCUCAGCUACGAAGGCUAUUUAGAUCAAGAGGGUGGCGACUGUGAGACAUGGAAAAGAAGGUAUUUCAAGCUUAGCGGCACUUCUCUUAUAGCGCAUAGUGAGUAUACCCAUAAAACCAGGGCAAAGAUAAACUUGGCUAAAGUUGUUAAUGUCAUUUAUAUUGAUAAAGAAAAUUUGAAUAACUCCUCUCCAAAUUAUAGGAAUUUCAGCGAUGUUCUUUUGAUGGAUCAAGUGUUCAAGUUGAAAUUUGCAAAUGGCGAAAUUAUUGAUUUUGGCUGUCCUGUUAGGUCCGAAAGGCUACAUUGGAUUUCUUUAUUUGAAAAGAUUAUCCAUAGAAAUAAACUCCGUCAUCAGCCCUGGGCUAAAUUAAUGAUGGGAGAAAUUGAUUCAUCACGUCACGCUUAUAGUAACUUAAUUUAA
Molecule: messenger RNA, 4593 nt
Organism: Priceomyces carsonii
Lineage: Eukaryota; Fungi; Ascomycota; Pichiomycetes; Serinales; Debaryomycetaceae
Gene: INT1
Product: Int1p
Exons: 2
Coding region: 1-4593 (1530 amino acids)
Biological process (GO): protein localization to bud neck; axial cellular bud site selection
Cellular component (GO): cellular bud neck contractile ring
Molecular function (GO): GTP binding
Source: RefSeq, a predicted model, not a curated record